AGACAGCAAACAUGGCGGCGGUCGUCAGGCAGUUGGGAGUAAGAUGGUGUGGCCUUUGGAACAGCCGCGUCUCCCGAGGUCAGCUUGCUCUCUCUGUGUCUCGGUGUCCCCUGUCUACCGGGCAUGCAGUUCACCAGCAGCAGUUCACUCCCUUGGAUGAGAAACCCCAAUUCCCUGGAGCCUCGGCAGAGUACGUGGACAAGUUAGAGUUCAUUCAGCCCAAUGUCAUAGCUGGUAUCCCCAUUUAUCGAGUGAUGGACCGGCAAGGUCAGAUCGUGAAUUCUGACGAAGACCCCAAGUUGCCUAAAGAUGUGGUGCUGAAGUUCUAUCAGAAGAUGACACUGCUGAACACAAUGGAUCGCAUUCUAUAUGAGUCCCAGCGACAGGGCCGCAUAUCCUUUUAUAUGACUAACUAUGGUGAAGAGGGCACACACAUUGGCAGUGCUGCUGCGCUGGAACCCACUGACAUGGUGUUUGGGCAGUACAGGGAAGCAGGCGUCUUAAUGUACAGAGGCUUGCCGCUGGAGCUGUUCAUGGCACAGUGCUAUGCCAAUGCUCGAGAUGUGGGUAAAGGGCGUCAGAUGCCUGUUCACUAUGGCAGCAAGGAUCUCCAUUUUGUGACAAUCUCAUCUCCCUUGGCAACGCAAAUACCACAGGCUGUUGGAACUGCAUAUGCCUACAAAGUGGGUCAAGAGGACCGUGCAGUCAUCUGCUACUUUGGAGAGGGUGCUGCAAGCGAAGGGGAUGCUCACGCCGGUUUUAACUUCUCAGCCACUCUCGAAUGUCCCAUCAUAUUCUUCUGCAGGAACAAUGGCUACGCAAUAUCAACACCAACCCAUGAGCAGUACAGAGGAGACGGCAUUGCUGCCAGAGGCCCUGGUUAUGGGAUAAUAUCGAUCAGAGUGGAUGGGAAUGAUGUCUUCGCUGUUUAUAAUGCUACCAAAGAGGCGAGACGCAGAGCGGUGGCAGAAAACCAACCCUUCCUUAUCGAGGCCAUGACUUACAGGAUAGGCCACCACAGUACCAGUGAUGAUAGCUCAGCCUAUCGAUCUGUGGAUGAAGUAAACUACUGGGACAAACAGGACCACCCCAUCUCGAGGCUCCGACACUACAUGGUGAACAAAGGCUGGUGGGACGAGGAGCAGGAAAAAGCUUGGAGGAAGCAGUCCAGGAAAAGGGUCAUGGAAGCCUUUGAAGAAGCUGAACGGGCACUGAAACCAAAACUGGAUCACUUGUUCUCCGAUGUAUAUGACGAGACCCCAGUCAGCCUCCAGAAACAGCAGGAGGCGCUGCAGAGGCACUUGAAGAUGUAUGGAGAGCAUUACCCCAUUGACCAUUAUGAGAAAUAGACCGACUGUCUAUUGCCGUCACCUCUCCACCACCCCCCUCCCCCGCCCAGAUCUGCUUGCCUAUGAAUUUCUGUUUCGUGUCCUGUCACAAAAAAACACUCCCCCCUCUCCAUUCCUAAGCCCCACCUCACACUACCCUCUUCCCCCCACCCCACAACCCCCAAACCUCUAAUCAGAGUGCUCUGUUAGUGAGAAUUAUAGGAAUUUGAUGUUAUAGAUACUCAAUGAAAUCCUGGUCUUCCAUGAUCACCUUAUCCCAAAUAUGGGAAUGAUGUCAUUAGAGAGGUCGCUUAAUUCACAGCAUUGUGUGUGAUCAGUCACCCAGGAGCAGGGUCAAUGUUAUAAGAUUGCAGGAGAUCAGAAUUAUCCAGCACACUCUGCUUACAGAGACGGAGGGGGUGGGGAAGACAGAGUCGUGUUGCUGGAAAAGCACAGCAGGUCAGGCAGCAUCCGAGGAGCAAGAGAAUUGACAUUUCAGUCAUAAGCCCUUCAAGACCUUUUAGAAUAGGCUGAUUUGUCCCUUCUCACUUUCAAUGUACUGUCAGUUUCAGGAGGUCAAGUUAUGAAUAGACCUCUGUGGGGGAGGUGGCCUUUUCGAUUUACUCCCGCUUUUGAUCUGCAGAGUGAAUUUAUCUUCUCACUCUCAAAAGGGAAGGGUCUGCAAUGGUGCUGUCUUAACUUGUGGUAUGUAGCUGGACCAGAGCAAUAAUCCAUUUUGAACACUACCUAACCUUUUGGUUUCCUCGACGUACUCAUCUGCAAUAUUAGAAGCAGUGAUUCUCUGGGCUCUUCAGUAAGCCUUGUUAGGGUUAGGGUGAGGACUGAGCCUCAGAAACUGGGUACACCCCACCCAACCUGUACAGAAUGACAUAAAUGCAAUCUUAGCUCAUGAACAGGGUAGGUUGGUCGCUGGCCUCACCAGCCCUGAGCUUUCUGCAGGAUUUUGACGUGACACUUACACACAGCAGUAAUGCACAUUUCUGCCACCAGCACUACAUACUCUACAUUGCUGCUCUAAUACUCUGAAGUGAUUUACUUUGCUGGAGAUCAGAUCUUUUCGCACUUUGUAUGAAAAGAAUGCUGCUUAUUGUUGUUAAGAUCCAAAUUGCAUGGCUGUGUUACCAUGGGUUAAUUGGAAAGUGAACAACUAAGUGCUGCAAAUGUUUUGUCUGUCAAAAAGAAUAAGGUUCAAUCACUCUUGGAAAGGGCUUCCUUCGUGCAAAUUGCACCUGCACAGUCUCAUUUGCAGCUAUUUAAUGACCGAGAUCAAAUCCUGCUGAAAUCAUAGCAUCCUGGGUUUAUGGACAAGAUCUUAAAUUUGACUUGUGCCGAUGAGUUAGGGAGGACUGGAGCAGGCUGGGGAAGCAUUGGUAUUCAGUCACUGACCAUGAUUGACCCUCUUGCAGGGAAUCAAUUGACUUGAGUCCCUGGAAGGAGGGAGUGGGUGUCACAGCAGCAUCCCUUUGUUAAUGCUGCUUUAAUAGAUGUUUAUUUAUAGACAAGAGGAUGAUGCAGGUCACUUUAUUGGUACCACCCAUAUAACGUACAGCCAUAAACACUACCAUUUUCAGCCUAACAAUCUGUGAAGUUGCCAGACUUGUGCACCAGUUAAUAAAAUAUGGGGGUUGUCAGUCCUGUCCAAUUGUGGUUAUACUCUGUACGGACAUGUGGGUGGCACAGUGGUUAGCACUGCUGCCUCACAGCGCCAGAGACCUGGGUUCAAAUCCUGCCUCAGGCGACUGACUGUGUGGAGUUUGCACAUUCUCUCCGUGUCUGCGUGGGUUUCCUCCGGGUGCUCCGGUUUCCUCCCACAGUCCAAAAAUGUGCAGGUUAGGUGAAUUGGCCACGCUGGAUUGCCCGUAGUGUUAGCUGCAGGGGUAAAUGUAGGGAAAUGGGUCUGGGUGGGUGCACUUCGGCGGGUCGAUGUGGACUUGUUGGGCCGAAGGGCCUGUUUCCACACUGUAAGUAAUCUAAAAAAGAGGACAUGUUGUAGUGCAGCUACCAGCUCCCUUAUUAGAUCCAGUAUGUCAUUUCUGGCUAACCAGGCCUCCAAAGACAGGCCCUCUCAACUUCAACUGUGGAAAGGCAUGGUGGCUCAAUAGUUAGCUCUGCUGCCUCAGAGCACCAGCAACCCAGGUUCAAUUCCAUCCUCGGGCAACUGUGGAGUUUGCACAUUUUCCCUGUUUCCUGCAGGUGCUCCAGUUUCCUGCCACAGCCUAAAGAUGUGCAGGUUAGGUGGAUUUACCAUGUUCAAUUGUCCAUAGUGUCCAAGACUGUGCACACUAGGUGGAUAUCCCAUGGACAAUGCAGGGUAACUGGGAUGGUGUAGGUCUGGAUGAGAUGCUCUUCAGAUAAUGAGUGUAGACUCGGGCCAAAUGUCCUGUAGGGAUUCUAUGAUUUCAACAGUGAUUUUAUCACUGUAGAUCUGGAGUUAAGUGAUGCCAGACCAAGUAAGGAUGGCAGAUUUCCUUCCUUAAAAGACAUUAGUGAACGCGAUGGUUUUAGCAGUUUAUUGGUCACCAUUAAUGAAAUUACUUUCAGAUAUGUUAAUUUAAUUUUAACAUCAGCUAUUGUGGGUUGUGAACCCGCACCCUCAGAGCAUUAGCCUUGACCUCCAGAUUAUCACGACACCACUGCCUCCACAUCAUGGAGUGAGCACUUUGGGAAAAGGCCAGUGUUCUAGAUUGAACCUCAAUUUUAAGCGGAAGUAUGUUGGGGGAGGGGUCUGCUCAGUGCAGGUAUGUCUUUGCGGGUGAUUCACACCACCCUGAUGUCUCAUACAUUUCUCCCACAUUGUAUGUUGUUUAUGGUAAGCAGCUCUAACAUCCAACUGUGAGGUAUUCUGUGAUGAUGUAAUGUUAUAGGGUAGGAUGUAUUCAUUUCACAAGAAAUGCUGGAUUUCUUUGCUGAGCUCAUAACAAAGAUGACACAGGAUUGGAAAUUCUAGCUGUGGAAUCGUAUGGCUUAGUGGAGGAAUAUCGCUUCCACAACACUGUAGUUGCAAGACAGACAUUCGAUCCUUCUCCAUGCUCUCUAUUUCCAAUACUCCAUCAACCUGCUUUAUUGUACUCAACCAAUGACCGUAAAACGGUUUAAUGUUAAUGCACCACCCUAUUACAUUAUCAUGUCCAAGUCAGAGGUAUGUUGUUGAAAGUUCCCCUCCUGAAAAAACCCAAUAUCCUGAGGAAUUGAAGGACUCUGUGUAUUGCAAGUGAUUUCAUUACCCAAUGGAUUAUUGUGUAGUGUUAUGGGAGUAGCUGGUUUGCUCUGAUGGCCACCAUUAAUGUAAUUUAGAGAGCUUGGUACAAACUGGUGAAUAAUUGGCAAGAGCCGAGCACCACUGAUGUUACAGAACAUUCCACAGUUGUGCAGAUCCGAUUGAAUAGAGUUCUGACAACCCAAACCAACAAUGUUGCUGACCUGUGACAAGUUACAGAUUGCAGAGGGUUUUGACAAGUCUCUGGAAAUUUGUUCAAUGCUUUUGCUGGAGUCUCUGGGUUCUGCUGUUGUCAUUGGAAGGAGAUGUGCUGGCACACACAAAAUGACACAAACAAGCUGGCCUUAAGGAUCCCCUGCAGCCUUUUCCAUAAAUCACAGAUAUGAUUCGAACCAACAAGUGCACUAUUUUGUCCACCACACCCCCUUCGUCUUCCAGUUUGUGUGUCUAAUGUUUGUUUGAACACAGAUUUUCUCUUCCUAAGAGACUUAAUGCGGUUCGUGUACUGGACAAGGUCUAUUUUGACCGAAUGAAAAUAGUUAUCACAAAAAUUCCCCAAGGCUCCUUCCAGCGUUCCUUGUGUGCAGUAACUGACCUCCCUAUUAACAAUGCUGGGUGAACUCUGUAUUAUUAAUGACUAACAUCUCAACACUCUGUUCCUUUUUGACUCUAGUUUUCUGUUUUAAUUUGGCCAGUGAUAUUGUAAACUCAGUUGCAGGAAACUGUUGUCAAUAUAAAUUCCCCUGUGUUCUAGUUUGAUUUUUUGGCACACUAGCAAUGUGUUUUGCAGCUGUUUCAGACGACUCUAGGGGCAACUGAUAGAUGAUAACAUAACUGUAGAGUCGAGAGCUCCUUUGUUGAUGUGGGACUCGGAGGGUAAAAAGGGUUUGAUUAUCAACUAAUGUUCACACUGGGUGUUGAACUAGAAGCAGCGUGAACAAAUCUCGGUUUCAUAUUUAUCUUCAAAACUGCUGUUACAAAACACAACAUGUUAUUGCUGCAUGUGUAAUCAUUGUUUUUUAAAAAAAUAAAAAUCAAGACAGUGCAAAAUGUGCUUUCUCACUUUCGUGUUAAGGGUGUUGGUUGCUAACACUGGUUCUAAAGCACAAUAAAGGUAAUGACUGAAGGUGUCUUUUUGUAUAGGGGUUCAUUCAGGGAGGGGUCUAGCUAGUAUUGGGGUUGGCACAGUACCCAGUCUCGGGAUUUAAUUCCUACUGGGUGUAAAGCUGAUUUUAAAUAGCUUUCUGCCACAAUAUUACUCAAAUUAAGCUCCCUUGUGCCAUUAUUUCACAUGCUGGUGUGAAGUCAGAAGUCUCCCAAUGCCAGAUUACAGUCCAAC
Hemiscyllium ocellatum (epaulette shark) is the source of this 5905-nucleotide messenger RNA. It is a transcript of the gene bckdha, whose product is annotated as branched chain keto acid dehydrogenase E1 subunit alpha. The record is from RefSeq and is a predicted model, not a curated record. Gene Ontology annotation, molecular function: oxidoreductase activity, acting on the aldehyde or oxo group of donors, disulfide as acceptor. The coding region runs from base 12 to 1349 and encodes 445 amino acids. Gene Ontology annotation, biological process: branched-chain amino acid catabolic process. The transcript has 9 exons. Lineage: Eukaryota; Metazoa; Chordata; Chondrichthyes; Orectolobiformes; Hemiscylliidae.